Messenger RNA from Microdochium trichocladiopsis, 1491 nucleotides. RefSeq lists its product as uncharacterized. The transcript is spliced from 7 exons. The record is from RefSeq and is a predicted model, not a curated record. Bases 1 to 1491 code for a protein of 496 amino acids. Lineage: Eukaryota; Fungi; Ascomycota; Sordariomycetes; Xylariales; Microdochiaceae.
AUGUCGCUAGGCUCAAGAAGCGACAAAAUCAACCAAGCGAUAGGCGACUACGUAACAAGACGCUUGCUCCCUGUAUACGAACGCCUAGGUGAAUUUGGUUCAACACAAGCAGAAAUAGAGGCAAUCGAGCUGUCGAUGGUCCGCAAAUCAGACGGAAUGUUCUUGUACGCAAAGCUUGUCGUUGACUAUUUAACCCACAACAUAAUCUACAAUACCGCAGAGAUUAUGACUUCCGUGAACGAGCUGCCUGAAAAGAUUGUCGACUUAUUCUUACAGUCUUCCUCUAGCACGUUGCGAAUCAGUUCCACCGAGGCCGCCCUCGAACACACACAGGUAGUUUCGUCGUGUUUGAUACACAGCAUCAUGUCCCUUCCUGGCACAGAGAGCUACGAGAAAUCUCUAUCGGUAAUUAAGGGUCUUCACGGAUUUCUCAUCUAUGCCACUGAAUACUGGGCGGACUAUCUGCAAGAGUACUUGCUCCAGGUUGAACCGGCGAAACAUGACCCGAGUUUGUUUAACCUAGUGGAGAUCCUAGAAGGACAGCUCGCCAAGUUUCUUUUGCCCGGGACUUCCGCCGAAAUCCAACUCGAACCUGAUUUGGCCCGCCAGGUUCUGUCCCGCUGGCCAAAUGUCCACGCUCAUAUCUCCCAUGAAGAGACAAGGAGGUCCUUCGACCGCACAGAUCCCUCGUUUGAUUCUAGCGAAGUCAUUCUUCAGUCUCAUGCACCUCCACCUACAGGUGGAAUCGAGUCGACCCUCGACUCCUACAAGACAACGAUUCGCAAGCUGCUUGUCGAGCAAUACUUCCCUGGUGUCUCCUCCGAGCAUUUCGAAUCAUUCAAAGCACAAUUUCGCACGACAGCAUUCACGUGCCGCUCGCCAUUAUGCCCAUAUGCUUCCCGAGGCUUUGAUUCGCUGGAAAAGUGUCGGGAACAUGAGGCCUCACACGAUGUCCGCCUGAAGUGUGAGGUUUCAGGCUGUCAGUACCUGGUAUUUACUUCACGGAAGGCAUUGACCAGACAUAUGAACAAGCAUCAUCAAGUCAUGCCGCGAUGCAGGCGGAUGAUGCAGCCUCAACGGCGUGAUCCUACUCCGAAAAACCUCUCUCCAGAUGCUACUCCUGUUAAUGACGAGGUUUUACCAGAUAUGCUGAGUGCCGAGUAUCAGUCGCGGCCCGUUCGCGUCGAAGCGCUUUCCCCAAGUGGACAAGUGACCAAUCCAUCAUCACUACUUCCCGUGUAUGAUCUGCAACCUGAUCUUCCGUAUGAUUUCAGUUAUAUGUCACCUUCGGUGAUUGAUUUACCAGGCUUGAGUACAGACUGGACCGUAGACUGGAGCGAAGGCAUUUACGAAGAUCACACAACGAUUGACUUUGUCGAUGAUGGCAAGACAUGCUCCAACGGCAAUUCCAACUUGACCCCCUCCAAAGCAGUCGACCAGUCCUUGACUGUGCGACUCGAGCCAAUAUUGCAAGCAGCGAGCUGCAGCUGA